AUGCCCGGAGGCGAGGAGGCGCUGGACUUGCCUGCGUGGAACCGCGCCCCAGACCGGGCUUGGGACCCCCACCACAGAAGUACGAUGGCAUCACUGGAGUCUGAGGUGAAGGAAGAAUGUCUGAGGGAAGACCUGAAGUUCUACUUCAUGAGCCCCUGUGAGAAAUACAGAGCCAGACGCCAAAUCCCAUGGAAGCUGGGCUUGCAGAUUCUGAAGAUAGUCAUGGUAACAACUCAGCUUGUUCGGUUUGGCUUAGGUAACCAGUUGGUGGUGGCUUUCAAAGAAGAUAACACUGUUGCCUUUAAGCACCUGUUUUUGAAAGGAUUUUCUGGAGCUGAUGAAGAUGACUACAGCUGUAGCAUAUACACUCAAGAGGACGUCUAUGAGAGCAUCUUUUUUGCUAUAAAGCAGUAUCGUCAUCUAAAGAACAUCUCCCUGGCAACCCUUGGUUAUGGAGAAAAUGAAGACAACAGAACUGGCCUGAAAUUCUGUAAGCAGCAUUACAAGACAGGAGCCAUGUUUUCUUUGAACAAGACCCUGAAUAUUGACAAUGACAUUGAGACAGACUGCCUUCACCUAGACCUCCAGGGGCUGGACAAGGAACCCGAGGACUGGGCACAGACCCCUUUCUUCAGGCUGGAUUUUUACCGGCUCGUGCAAGUCGAUAUCUCCUUUGCCCUCAGAGGAAUUGACCUGCAGGCACUUCAUUCCCGAGAGGUACCAGACUGUUACAGCUUUCAGAAUACGGUUACCUUUGACAACACAGCUCACAGUGGAAAAAUCAAAGUCUAUCUCAACAGCGAGGCCAACAUAGAAGAAUGUAAAGGCAUGAACAUAUCUGGGUCUAUUCAGAGAAGCACUCACUAUGUCCUGGUGUUUGAUGUGUUUGUCAUUGUGACCUGCCUGGCAUCCCUUAUCCUGUGCACACGGUCCAUUGUCCUUGCUCUGAAGUUGAGAAAGAGAUUUCUAAACUUCUUCCUGGAGAAGUACAAGCGACGCGUGUGUGAUGCUGACCAAUGGGAGUUCAUCAAUGGAUGGUAUGUCCUAGUCACUGUCAGCGACCUCAUGACAAUAAUUGGAUCCAUAUUAAAGAUGGAGAUCAAAGCCAAGAACCUCACCAAUUACGAUCUGUGCAGCAUUUUGCUCGGGACAUCAACACUCUUGGUCUGGGUUGGAGUCAUCCGAUACUUGGGCUACUUUCAAACAUACAACGUGCUCAUUCUCACCAUGCAGGCCUCACUGCCCAAAGUCCUCCGCUUCUGCGCCUGUGCUGGCAUGAUCUACCUGGGGUACACGUUCUGCGGCUGGAUUGUCUUGGGACCGUAUCACGAGAAGUUUGAAAACCUGAACAUAGUGGCUGAAUGCCUGUUCUCUCUGGUCAACGGUGAUGACAUGUUUGCCACCUUCGCUCAGAUCCAGCAGAAGAGCAUCCUGGUUUGGCUGUUCAGUCGCCUCUACCUCUACUCCUUCAUCAGCCUCUUCAUAUACAUGGUCCUCAGCCUUUUCAUUGCCCUCAUCACUGACUCUUACCACACCAUUAAGAAAUACCAGCAAAAUGGGUUUCCUGAAACGGAUCUGCAGAAAUUCCUGAAGGAACGCAGUAGCAAAGACGGGUACCAGAAAGAGCCAUCAGCCUUGCUGUCCUGUGUCUGCUGUCUGAGGAGGAGAGGAAGUGAUGACCACUUGAUUCUCAUUGACUGAAUCCCUUCUGCUAAUGUCAAUCAAGACCUCUUUCUC
Messenger RNA from Onychomys torridus (southern grasshopper mouse), 1737 nucleotides. It is a transcript of the gene Mcoln2, whose product is annotated as mucolipin 2. Lineage: Eukaryota; Metazoa; Chordata; Mammalia; Rodentia; Cricetidae. The transcript has 14 exons. Gene Ontology annotation, cellular component: lysosomal membrane; plasma membrane. Gene Ontology annotation, molecular function: NAADP-sensitive calcium-release channel activity. The record is from RefSeq and is a predicted model, not a curated record. Bases 1 to 1701 code for a protein of 566 amino acids.